Messenger RNA from Blastomyces dermatitidis ER-3, 4190 nucleotides. RefSeq names its product peroxisomal membrane protein Pex17. The record is from RefSeq and is a predicted model, not a curated record. Lineage: Eukaryota; Fungi; Ascomycota; Eurotiomycetes; Onygenales; Ajellomycetaceae. Bases 226 to 2304 code for a protein of 692 amino acids. The transcript is spliced from 4 exons.
UUGGUGUUGUUUAACAUUGUUGAGUGCAGCGAUGACGGAAGGAAGGAGGAAAUAUGUUUGCUUUGUUUGCAGUUUCAGGAGCUGGCGUUGAACCUCGGCAGGUGGUUCGCGAGCUCCGCCGAUGAUGCAGGAGUUGUAAGGGGGACUGGCGAACAUUCACACUUCAACUCAACUCUCAUGUAACAACAGCUACCGAAGAUAGGGAGAAAUUGUUCUCACUCGAAAAUGGGCACUGAGAGGUCGCUCGCAACUCUGCUUCGGUCGCUCCAGACGGUGUCUGAGCAUCAGGAUGCUUACGGCCUCCUACCAUCAUCGACGGGGCUUCUCUCGUUACUCUCCAAUCCUCGGAACGUCACACUACUAUCGUCACAGCUCCUGCACUCCCCAGCUCUAUGGAGCGGUGAAUUCGACCUGGAAACCUGCCGGCGCAUUCUCAGCGUCUUCAAUACUGCCGCGAUCAGCGUCGUGCACAAUGAAUCACAACAACAAGGGCCUCCGUCGCUAAAUAUACAAAGGAGAGGUCUCGAGCGGGAGGAAUGGGUGAAGGCUGUGGUUCAGGGCGCAGAUGACAAGUCCCCGCGAUGGAGACAUAGCAUUUUGCUGGGAGGCAUACUCUUAGGCAUGGAGGGCCAGGACCGACAGAGUUUGCCCUCAAAUCUGAGAAAGAAAUUGGAAUCCGGCCUAGUGACGGCGUUUCAGCUUUCGUUGAGCGAGCUCGAUUCAUACCCAAGAGUUGCGCGGGAUUGUAUAGCAUUGGUGCUGAACUAUACGUUCGAGCUGCUGGCGGAUCCGGAGAGAAAACGGCUAGAUUAUAACAUCCUCCUUCCUCUCCUCGUGGAUACUGUCUUUUUCUCUCCGGCAGGGUUUGAAUCAGGGUACUUCCUUGGUGCUAUUGAUCGGGACAUUCGCGAGACCCCUUCGAAGAAAUUCGAGUGGCCGGCUCAAUCACCAACUUGCCUACACAUCCGCGCAAUCACGGCAAAACCGCUUAUCUCUUCAUUGGGUCCUUUAUCGCGAUUAAUCGCGCAUGCCAUUGGCAACUGUCAAGUGCAAAGGCUAGUAGUGCAAGCGGUGGAUUCUCUCCUUGAAUUCACGAGGACAUUGAUGGUUCAGUGGCGGCAGAAUAAGCUAUCAGAAGUUGAUAUCUCUGAGGAGGCCGAGUUUCUAGAUGAGACGUCGCUCCAGACGACUAUUCCCAUUCUUUGGCGAUUACUGAAGACAUCCCUAUUUUCUAUUGUUAUUUUUCUGAGGGCUGUUCUAGGAAGGGUACUAAAUGAUCGCGUCCUCGCGGCUGAUAACUGCGCACCACUACUUGCUCGCAAAUCUCUACACAUACUUCGCAACCUCUGUUUCGUUUCGGGGCGAAUUGGGCAGAAUGCCUCUUCCCAGUAUGCCUUUGUGAACCUGACUGCAAUCGACAUCCUCUCGCAGUAUCCAGUUGCCUCCCAAGAAUUCUUAGAAAAUAUCCGUCCUGCAUCAGCCGGUCGUAUCCCAGAUUACCCUAUCGAUAGAUGUCUAGACCUGUUUUUCCUAAACACAGCUGAGCAUUUUGCUUUGGUACUAUCCCCAGCUGUCAACGAGGACCUACUAAUCGCUGCUGCACUUCCUUACCUUGCCGCAGGCGGCAACAACAACCUUCUGGAAAUAUUUGAGGCAGCGCACAGCGUCGUACUAUCCGUUCUCGCUGCACCCAAGAGUGCAGAUAUGGCCGCGAAGCAUCUCCCGUUUUAUGUCGAUACCCUUUCUACCGUCUUCCCCCAGAAUCUCUCCGCCCGCCAAUUCCGCCUAGCCUUCAAAACCGUGCUCCAAAUCACCGCGCCCCCAUCUCCCUUAGCAAACACCCAACCGCUCCUCCCCUCAAUCCUUCUCGAGCUCCUAUAUAACAGAGCCCUACACGCGCCCACCUGCCCGCUAACCCCGCCCGUGGCCUCCACCUCUGCCUCCGUCGACCUUAACGCUAUCAGCAACAGUACACCCCCCUUAUCCGAACAAGCCGUCCUAGCCAUGACCAUGAUCGACUGCCUAUGCUUCCUCCGCCUCGAGGCGCUGGAGGAAUGGCUGCCGCUCGUCGCGCAUCUGGUCAAUAUCAUCCCCGACAAGGCGAUGAGGCAGCAGUGUCAGGAGAGGUUUUGGGAUGCGCUGAGCAGUGGGGAGAUGGAUGUUGAUCGGGCGAAUUUUUGUGUUACAUGGUGGAGUACGAAGGGUGGGAGGGAGAUGGUGCUGUUUGGGUCUGAGGAGGAUUUGGAGAUUCCAUAUAUGAGUGGGGCGAUUGGGACGGUGGCGGAGCCGCAGAGUAAAUUGUGAUGGUUAAUGUCUCGGGAGGGGGGGUUGUGGGGUUACGUGUUUAUGUAGGAAUGGGUGUAUUUUAAGAAAUACCACUUCUACUUAUAUAUUUAUUUGAGUUAAUAUUCUGCCAAUCAAGUUAGAGACUGAUUUUAACCUCCUACUCUAAACCCUACAGCAGGAGAAAUGAAACAAAUCUGAAUCGAUACUGAUAUUACUCUGUAAACCUUGAAGUAGCGGGAUGGAAUAAUUAUAACAAAUAUAAGCAGAUAAACGAACACUUAGAAUAGACAGGCAAAGAGUCGAAUGAAAGGAAAAAAGAGAAAGAAAAAAUACGAAGAAGUUGCGAGAUCAACUUAAGAAAACAUCACCACCUUUCAACGCCCCUAACGCAUCCAUCCCCCUCGCUCAACUCCCCAUCCAAUCCAAGAACAUAUCCAAAAUCGUCCAUCCCCCCUUCUUACCCUCUGUUGUCCCAGGAAGCUUACAAGAUGUCCCCCUAUCAGCCUCCACCUUGUUCUCCUGCUGAUGAGAAACACCAUCGCCAACGCGUUUCUCACUCCUGUCAUCAUCACCACCAUCACCUCCAUCAUUCCCACCUCCAACCGCAUUCACUGCCCGACAAUAAUAUCUCUCACGCAAAGUAUCCAAAUGAUUCUUCCGCAGCGGAUCAGGAUAACCCCCAUUAUCGCCGACAUCAAAUAGACUCCAUGGCCAGUCCUGGCCUCCUCCAUCUCCACUUCCUUCAGCCGUCACGAUCUCCUCCCCUUCCCCAUCGUCAUCCUCACCAUUGACAGUCCCAAGGCCCCUAGGGGGCCCGAAGAAGAGCCUGACGUCAGAUAGCAUGGUCCAGUGGUCGGAGCAAGGGUGCGGGUCGACAACAUCUGGAUGCAUCUUGUAUGACGGGCAGGUGGAGAAUAUAUCCGGGUUGAAGGCUUUGGAGCAGAUGGUGAUGAAGCGGGGGAUCAUGCGGAGGUUUAUGUCGCUGCCGCAGCUACUGCGGCAGAUGCACCGACAGGUGUUCGUGUUGUUAGUGGAGGGGGUGGUUUUCGUGGUGGUGAUGGCGGUCGUGAUGGGCAUGCCAUUUCUGAUGCUGCUGGCGCUGCUGGUGGUGUCUGUGAUUGUACGAACAUGGUUUUGGACCUUGUAUGAGCGGCAGACGCGCAGUUGGUGAGAUUUGCAGCCGCAAGGUUGGUGAAGAUGCGCGCGGACUUGGCACAUCUGCUUGUUUCAACGAGUGGGUAUCUCGAUAUAUCGAAGCUGGAGGAUGAGAUUUUUCAAGCACUGAUUUCCAUAUAAUGAGUGACAGUUGUUCUUCCCUUGCGCGGGCUAUUUAUUAUGGUGAAGUUCAAGAAAACUAUACAGAGAUUGAAUAUUGAUAAUUUAGGGUGUUGCUGGAAACGGAGCAUGAAAGCCAAAACACGAAAAUGCAGCGGGUAUAAGUAGCGUAUAUCAUUGCCUUCAGGGGGGGGAAGUGGUAAGAAGACUUCAUGUGUCUUGGGGAAGAUUUCUGGUUUUUAUAUAGUCUUCAGAGCUGGCAAGAUGGUAUCUCUAGAUUCACUUGUUGUGACCCAACAGGAUCAGUGAAAGCAAACAGAUAAGCAGGAGAGGGGGAAGGCCAAUGCUGAAAUGCCUAUGAAAGUGGUUAAAUUGUGCCAUCAUCAUGCAGUUUUUGUUAUUUUUGAAUAUCAGGUAGUAAUCUCCACAGAUCAUUUUACGAAGCAAGGCGAUAAAGGGUAGGUAGUCGCAAUAGUAGCAAAAGGAUUCAUUGGUAAACUGGGCGCAUGGAGCAUGCUUGGAGUUAGGAUAUCAAUGUUCCUCUGAAAAUGUUAAAUCAGGUGCAACCGUUGUAGUCACUGGCGUAGCUGUCAUGUUGCCCUCAGGAAAUAAAGGGGAUUCCAACCCGC